Molecule: messenger RNA, 1268 nt
Organism: Poecilia latipinna (sailfin molly)
Lineage: Eukaryota; Metazoa; Chordata; Actinopteri; Cyprinodontiformes; Poeciliidae
Product: complement C1q-like protein 2
Exons: 5
Coding region: 50-706 (218 amino acids)
Molecular function (GO): protein binding
Source: RefSeq, a predicted model, not a curated record
GGGGCAAAGUUAGACCGCAAAAUACCAGCGACAGCAUUCGAGAACCAGGAUGAAUUUCACACUGUGGUUGUUACUGAGCUUCUGUGGUUUAACUUUGGGCCAGGAAGGUUUACCUGAAACAGAAGUCACUACUGAAACCGGGUCAUGCUUUCCUGAUAUGUGUAAGUUCCUCAAAGAGUUUGGAGCCAUGAAAGCUAAACUGGAAGCUGUGGAAACAAAUCUGAAAGAGAAAAGUGAAGCCGUGGAAGCAAAGCUGAAAGAGACUGAAAGUCAGGUUCUGGUGCUUAAACAGAAAGAAGCAUUGAAGGUGGUUUUCAGUGCCGGUAUACUUGGGGAUGCAGCCAUUGGACCCUUCAACACACCAACAACCUUAAUCUACACAAGAGUAAUAACAAAUUUGGGCAACGCCUACAACCAGAACACAGGUAUCUUUGUUGCACCUGUCAGAGGCAUGUACUACUUCUCCUUCUUCUAUCAUGCUGGUGGAGGACAUCCUGUGGGUCUGAACCUCAUGAAGAACAAUCAGGUUGUUGUGCGGAGUGCUGAACACCAGUCAUCUAAUGACUGGAAUGAUAACGGAGGCAAUGCUGCCUUUGUGGAGCUGCAGCAGGGAGACCACGUCUACGUCCAGCUGGAUGCAAACCAACAUGUUUGGGGAAGUGGCUAUUCAACUACUUUCAGUGGUUUUCUUCUGCAUCAAGUCUGAAAAACGAUUGAACAUUGAUGUGAUCAUGUAAAUGGCUUAAACCUUCUGAUCACACAGCGUGUCAAUAUCAUGGUUAGUGUCUUUCAGUUUCAUAAGCAAAUCACAAAGUCAAUCUGAGAGCAGUAAAGGCCUUAUGUUGCAGAAAAGAUUAUUUCUAACAAGAGCAUGAAAGAUAUGAAUGGAAAAAGAAAAUAUACAAACAUGUACAUUCUGGAAGUUUUUUUCCAGAAUAUUAAAACUUAAAGAUAAAUCUCUGAGUGGACAUUAUGGUUUCUAUGGUGUUUUAAUCUGUGUAGAAAUGGAUUUAAGUCUGUCAAUAAAGCUGGAAUUGAUAUGAAUAUAAUUUACAGUCACAGUCAAUAAAUGAACAUAUGCAUUUCAAUGAGGCUCAUUGUCAGAUUAAUUAGAAAAUUUAAAGCUUUGAAGCAGGUAAAAAACAUACUUUAAGAUUACAUUUCUAUAUAAUUUUUUGUUGUUGGUCUGAUGUAAUAUUCAUAUUUUAAAUGUUAUGUUUUCACUAACUGUAAGUAGAAAAUCACAACACAAAUAAAGACUUUCAAAC